UGGACCUUUGGAGCAAAGCUGCACCAGCUCGAGCGCGCGCGCCGUGCGCACUCAGAGUGUGGGAUAUUUCGCCCACUUCCCGCAGGCCCUCUUUUACAGAAUGAGGUGCAGGUAUGGCAAGGAGUAGCAAGUCAGCGUCGCGCACCCUGGAGGAUUUGACGCUCGACUCUGGUUAUGGUGGAGCCGCAGACUCCUUCAGAUCAUCCAGCGCGUCGCUGUGCUGUUCAGAGGCACAUGGAGGCAAUUACUGGCAUUUAACCGACUCCGUGCACAGCCGCCACAACAGCCUGGACACUGUAAACACCGUCCUGGCCGAAGACGCCGAGAUCCUGGAGUGCGCCGGCCAGUGCGCCAAGCUGCCCGAGCUGGAGGAUGUGCCGUGGAGCCUCGGGGAAGUGGUGAGCGCGCUGAGCAGGGACGAGGAGAUGAGCCUGCCGAGCCCUCCGCAGGACGUCCUGCUCCGACUCUCCGCGCUGGUCAGCCGCGUGCUGGUCAGGGUGGCCAAAGAGGCGCAGCGGCUGAGUUUGCGCUACGCCAAAUGCACCAAAUACGAGAUCCAAAGUGCCAUCAAGAUCGUCCUGUCGUGGAGCGUGUCGACGACCUGCGUCGGCACGGCCGUGGGCGCCCUGUCCCUGUACAACAUGAGCACGGAGGAGGACAAGUUCAGCCGCGGCAAGUCGGCGCGCUGCGGGCUCGUCUUCAAUGUGGGGAAGUUCUUCAGGUGGAUGGUGGACAGCAGGGUGGCGGUGAGGGUCCACGAGCACGCGGCCAUCUACCUGGCCGCGUGCGUGGAGAGCCUGUUCCGCGAGGUGUACGCGCGGGUGCUGCGCAGCGCGCUGCUGGAGCGAGAUAACGGAAUCCCCAAAUUCACCGUGGAGAUCCUGGAGCAGGCCGUCAACGGAGACGCGGAGCUCUGGGGGUCCCUGCAGCCAUGGCAACACCUGAUCUGCGGCAAGAACGCGAGCGGUGUGCUCAGUUUACCAGAAGGCCUGACACUUCACAGGGACCAGCAGCGAGCAGGGAAAAGCACAGAUGGAAAUGCCUACAGUCAGUGUGAGCUGCGCUCUGUUGAACAGUGUUUACUGGCCACAAGAGUGGGCAGCAUCUCUGAACUCAGUGACUUGGUGACACGGGCCAUGCACCACCUGCAUCCGCUGUAUAUAAAGAACCACAACAAUGGGACGCCGAUCCACCAGAAGAGCUGUGUUAUUCACUGGGCGCCUGAGGCCAUCUACACACUGUGCUACUUCAUGCACUGCCCUCACAUGGAGUGGGAGAAUCCCAAUGUUGAGCCCUCCAAGGUCAUGCUGCAGACAGAGAGGCCCUUUAUGAUCUUGCCACCUCUGAUGGAGUGGGUUCGCGUGGCAGUGGCUCACACGGAACACAGACGCAGCUUCUCUGUGGACAGCGACGACGUUCGGCAGGCCGCCAGACUGCUGCUGCCCGGCGUGGACUGUGAACCACGCCAACUCCGAACGGACGACUGCUUCUGUGCCUCCAGAAAACUGGACGCCGCCUCUACUGAGGCAAAGUUCCUGCAGGAUCUGGGUUUUCGGAUGCUCAGCUGUGGACGCACAGACCUGGUGAAGCAGGCUGUCAACCUGCUAGGACCGGACGGUAUCAAUAGCAUGAGUGAGCAGGGAAUGACACCUUUGAUGUACGCUUGUGUCCGUGGAGACGAGGCCAUGGUGCAGAUGCUGCUGGAUGCAGGUGCUGAUAUUAACAGUGAGGUGCCAAACUCAGUGCACAAGCACCCCUCAGUCUUUCCCGAAACGCGGCAGGCGACGCCCCUCACUUUUGCCGUGUUGCACGGACACGUGCCCGUGGUGCAGCUGCUGCUGGAUGCCAAAGCUAACGUGGAGGGCUCCCUGCAGGACGGAAUGGAGAACUACACUGAAACGCCGUUGCAACUUGCGGCUGCUGCAGGUAACUUUGAACUAGUGAGUUUACUCCUGGAGCGAGGUGCAGACCCUAUGGUUGGAACCAUGUACCGCAAUGGCAUCUCCACCACGCCCCAAGGAGACAUGAACUCCUACAGCCUUGCAGCAGCACACGGUCAUAGAAAUGUGUUCCGAAAGCUGUUGUCUCACACGGAGAAGGGCAAAGGUGAUGUCUUGUCCCUGGAGGAGAUCUUAGCUGAAGGUUCAGAGCUGGAAGGGAGAAGCCCAUCUCAGAUGGACAUGGUCCGAACUGGGAAGGCCAAACUUAAAGCCCUUAAAGAAGCCAUGUACCACAGCACUGAACACGGGCAUGUUGACAUCACCAUAGAUAUAAGAAGUCUUGGGAUUCCGUGGACUUUGCAUACUUGGUUGGAGUCUCUCCGUACUUGUUUCCAUCAGCACCGCCGGCCUCUGAUCCAGGGUCUUCUGAAAGAGUUUAGCUGCAUUGAAGAAGAGGAGUACACAGAGGAACUCAUCACACACGGCCUUCCUCUCAUGUUCCAGAUCCUCAGAGCCAGCAAGAAUGAAGUAAUCAGCCAGCAGCUGUCUGCAAUCUUCACCCAGUGUUAUGGUCCGUACCCCAUCCCCAAACUGCCAGAAAUCAAGAAAAAACAGUCGUCACGCCUGGAUCCACAUUUCCUGAACAAUAAAGAGAUGUCAGAUGUGACCUUUUUGGUGGAAGGAAAGCCAUUUUAUGCUCACAAAGUGCUGCUAUUCACAGCUUCCAACAGGUUCAAAUCUCUUCUCGCUAACAGGCCGUGCGGUGAAAACACGUGCAUUGAAAUCAGCAAUGUCAAAUAUCACAUUUUUCAGCUUGUGAUGCAGUAUCUCUACUGUGGAGGCACCGAGGCUCUGCACAUCAGGAACACUGACAUAAUGGAGCUUCUAUCUGCGUCUAAGUUCUUUCAGCUGGAGGCGCUGCAGAGGCAUUGUGAGAUUAUCUGCUCCAAGAACAUCACCACAGAAACUUGUGUGGAGCUCUACAACCACACAAAGUUUCUUGAUGCCCCUGACCUGGCGUCUUACAUAGAGAGCUACUUCCUGAAGAACAUGGUCAUCCUGAUUGAGUCAGAGCCGUUCAAACAGUUGCUGUAUGACGUUCCUCCAGAUAGCCCCAGCUGUGACAUCCUGCAGGAUCUGGAGAAAACUCUGGCUGUCCGCAUCCAGUCCAUCCACCUGUCAUCAUCCAAGGGAUCCAUUGUCUGAGCUCCAGACCACAUGAACACGAUCAGCAAAAAACAUGACACUGGAUUGAUAUGUGUGUGAAUUUCUUCAGCCAACAGAGCAAAAUGACACCAUCCCAUUACAAUGUGUGCUUCUGUGAAAGCUCAUGAGUCGCUUCUUGGUACGUUAGUGCAGAUGGAUUUAAGUCUACCUGUGAGCCAUGUUGAUAUCUGCCUAUUACGACUUAUCAUAAAACAGCUACACAGUUUGCCAAUAACAUACAUUCACUCAUGCAACGAGAUUGUCAGCUAAGCAAGUAGAUCAAAAUGUGUUUUAUAUGUAGACGUGAAUAGAUCAAGAGAAGCAAACAGCUGCAACAUUGAAGAACUUUCAGAUCAUAAAUUCACACAUUUGAACACAUAAAGACUAAUUAAUUUGUACUCUAUAAAGUCUGUCUAUGCUGAAUAGUUUUUGGAUCCAAGCAAGAUGGAAAAAAGCAGACCUAUAACAUGAUUCAUAUGAGGAACAUUCAUUAAUGGAAUGAGGACUUUCCACUUUUGUGUAAAUAUGGUUGAUUUUGAAAAAAAGAGAGCUAUUAAUAAUGUAAUUUAGUGUAUAUAUUCAUAAAUGUUUUCUCAUGUGU
This is a messenger RNA of Thalassophryne amazonica, 3747 nucleotides long. It is a transcript of the gene abtb3b, whose product is annotated as BTB (POZ) domain containing 11b. The record is from RefSeq and is a predicted model, not a curated record. Gene Ontology annotation, molecular function: protein heterodimerization activity. Bases 114 to 3146 code for a protein of 1010 amino acids. Lineage: Eukaryota; Metazoa; Chordata; Actinopteri; Batrachoidiformes; Batrachoididae. The transcript is spliced from 17 exons.